Molecule: messenger RNA, 960 nt
Organism: Tupaia belangeri chinensis (Chinese tree shrew)
Lineage: Eukaryota; Metazoa; Chordata; Mammalia; Scandentia; Tupaiidae
Gene: ROGDI
Product: rogdi atypical leucine zipper
Cellular component (GO): RAVE complex
Source: RefSeq, a predicted model, not a curated record
AGCUGCAGGACAUCCUCAAGGAGGCCUCUCUCCGCUUCACUCUGCCGGGCUCGGGCACUGAGGGGCCAACCAAGCAGGAGAACUUCGUCCUGGGCAGCUGUGGCACAGACCAGGUGAAGGGUGUGCUGACUCUGCAAGGCGACGCCCUCAGCCAGGCGGAUGUGAACCUGAAGAUGCCCCGCAACAACCAGCUGCUGCAUUUCGCCUUCCGUGAGGACAAACAAUGGAAGCUGCAGCAGAUCCAGGACGCCAGGAACCACGUGAGCCAGGCCAUUCACCUCCUCACCAACCGGGAUGAAAGCUACCAGUUCAAGACCGGAGCUGAGGUGCUCAAGCUGAUGGAUGCAGUGAUGCUGCAGCUGACCAGAGCCCGCAACCGGCUCACCACUCCGGCCACCCUCACGCUGCCCGAGAUAGCAGCCAGCGGCCUCACGCGGAUGUUCGCCCCUGCCCUGCCCUCUGACCUGCUGGUCAACGUCUACAUCAACCUCAACAAGUUGUGCCUCACGGUGUACCAGCUGCACGUCCUGCAGCCCAGCUCCACCAAGAACUUCCGCCCAACUGGAGGUGCGGUGCUCCACAGCCCUGGGGCCAUGUUUGAGUGGGGCUCCCAGCGCCUAGAGGUGACCCACGUGCACAAGGUGGAGUGUGUGAUCCCCUGGCUCAACGACGCCCUGGUCUACUUCACUGUGUCCCUCCAGCUCUGCCAGCAGCUCAAGGACAAGAUCUCCGUGUUCUCCAGCUACUGGAGCUCCAGGGCCCUCUGAGCAAUCCCAGGAGCCAGUUCCCUGGGAAGGAGGCCCUGCCACCUCGGAGUGCCAGCCAGAGCCAGGGAUUAGAGCUGUUUCUCUCCCUCUUCACCCUGCCCAGCCUCACUCAAUGGGCAUGGACCCUGGGUUGGGGGUGCCUGGGAGGAAGGGGGCCAGUUGGUGUUUGAGUCAGGGAGGGUCAGGAGGCAGC